UUUUGUACAUAAUUGAAGUGUAAUUCUUCUUGCAAAAAGGAUAAUUGUUAUGCAAUUGAACAAAAAUUGUUUUUGAACAGUUCUAGUAAAAAAAAAUGAAUUCACUAUGUUUACUAAUGAUAUAUGUACUGUGCAUUCUAGUGAAUGGAAAUAACACGGACUUCGAUAGGCCAUUGGGUCGUAAGUUAUGUCCGCCUAUGGAAAACAUACAGCAGCCCAUCAACCGGGUGGACUCAUCUAAAACUCUUGAACAAUUAAGACAUGAAAUGAAACAAGCCAACGCUUACCACGGGCCGCCUCUUGAUGGAUAUAUUGUGUAUGAUACAGAUGAACAUCAAAAUGAAGAGGUAGCUGACCAUGACAAAAGACUUAAAUUUAUUUCUGGAUUUGGUGGAACAGGUGGUAUCGCCUUGAUAACUCAAACUAAAGCAAUUUUCUGGACCGUAUGGAUGUACCACCAACAAGCUAACGAAGAGUUAUCUUGUGACUGGGAGUUACUUGUUCACGGAGAAUCUCUUCGACUAGACGAAUGGAUACUAGAAAAAAUGAAACCACAUUCAAGAAUAGGAGUUGACCUGAAAUUUAUAUCUAACGGUGACUGGGAAUUUAUGGAAAGAGUUUUGACAAACGCUACUAUUAAUCUAGUUCCAAUCAAUUAUAAUCUGAUAGAUAAAAUUUGGGAGGAUGACAUUCGCCCGAAUUACCCAGCGUACAAAGCCUACGUCUGGCCCCUAGAAUAUGCGGGAAAAACAUGGGAAACUAAAUUAGAUGACACAAGAAAAAAACUUGCAUCUAUGGGUUUUGAUGCCAUGGUUGUUACGGCAUUAGAUGAAAUUGCUUGGCUUUUGAAUAUACGAGGUCAUGAUAUACCAUAUGGUCCAUUUCUUAGGGCGUAUGUUAUUUUAAGCAAGGAUCAAGUGUACUUGUACACUGAUCCUACAAAGUUAAGUGAUGAAGUUCGCAAACACCUUCGUACUGAUAAUUGUGUUUCUGCUCAUUGCGUAAGAGUUGAAGAUUAUAACUUUGCGGGAGAAAGAUUAAAGGCGUAUUCAAUGUUAUGGCGAAAAGUACUUAUACCCGCGGCAACAGAAUUUAAUAAUGGUGCAAGUAGAUACAUUUUCCUUAAGGUCAACCCAGAUAAAAGAAUUCAGGCUCCUUCACCUAUAAUGUAUAUGAUGGCUGAAAAAAAUCCAGUGGAGAAACUUGGUAUGCGAUUGUCACAUAUUAGAGACUCAGCGGCUAUGUGCAAUAUUAUUGCUUCGCUUUAUGAACAGUUCAAUAACGGAAAACAAUUAACCGAAUUUGCUGUGGCCACAAUAGUUGACAAAUAUAGGGAAGGGCAAAAUUUUAGCAAAGGGAUGAGCUUUAAGUCAAUUGUAGGCUACGGACCUAAUGGAGCAAUACCUCAUUAUACACCUUCAACAGCUAGCAGUCUUAAACUAGAAGCAUCAAGUACACUAGUUAUUGACAGUGGAGCCCAUUAUUGGGAUGGUACUACGGAUGUUACUAGGACCAAUCAUUUUGGCCAGCCAUCAGCUGAACAGAUUGAUGCCUAUACUCGAGUUCUUAUGGCUUCAAUCGAUUUAGCUUCAUUCACAUUUCCAAAUACUUUAAGACUCAAUCAAAUCGACGUUAUCGCCAGAGCACCUCUUUGGGAAAUCGGUUAUGAUUAUAAACAUGGUACUGCCCAUGGAAUUGGGACAUUCCUUAAAGUCCACGAACCCCCUGUAAAUAUGUACUAUGGUCAAAAAACGAGUGAUGUGGUGCUACAAGAAGGAUAUUUUAUAUCAGAUGAACCUGGAUUUUAUAAAGAAAAUCAUUUUGGCAUCCGUUUAGAGAAUAUUCUUGAAGUGAUAGCAAAGAAUGACACAUCAACCAGCAAGUAUUUGACGUUUACUCCAAUCACAUUAGUUCCGUUUGAACCAAGACUAAUUAACUAUACUAUGCUCAGCCCUAAACAAAUUCGUUGGUUGAACGAUUACAAUACUAGAAUUCGCACAGAAGUUGGCGCAGAACUCCUUAAACAAGCUAAUUCUCAGCUGGGAUACAAUUGGAUGAUGGACCGCACUGUACUUUUCUCAAGCGGUGACAGCAGUCAUACCAAUAAAUGUUGCAUAUAUGCGCUCAUUGCUUUCAUAUUUUAUAUUAUUGCACAUUAACUAUAGAUAAUAUCUUAUUUUCUAUUCUAUUAGUGUAAUAAUAGUUAUCACAUUUUUCGUUUAAAUGUCUUAUUUUCUUUUGUACAGCUGAAUAAAAUUAAUAGUAUUACGCAUAAGGCUAAUAUAAUAGAGUAAUAAAAUUUAAUAAAUAUUCGAUAACACAGUAGUAUACAUACAUUUUUUAUAAAUUAAAGUAUCUAUCAGAAAUA
This is a messenger RNA of Daktulosphaira vitifoliae (grape phylloxera), 2368 nucleotides long. RefSeq names its product xaa-Pro aminopeptidase ApepP-like. The record is from RefSeq and is a predicted model, not a curated record. Gene Ontology annotation, molecular function: metalloaminopeptidase activity. The transcript is spliced from 14 exons. Lineage: Eukaryota; Metazoa; Arthropoda; Insecta; Hemiptera; Phylloxeridae. Bases 96 to 2159 code for a protein of 687 amino acids.